AUGAAGCAGUGGUUAUUGCAUCGUGAACAAGUCACAGCGAUCGACAAGUUCUUUGCCAAAUGCUUAGCAGCUGGUCAUGUGAGGGAAUCAACAUCCCCAUAUUGCUCUCCGACCUUCUGUGCGCGAAAAGCAACAGGAGGUUGGCGGAUAGUGCAUGCAUUUAACAAGUCGAAUGCUGCAACGGUACCGGCUCACACGCCGAUCCCAAGAAAGGAUGUCAUCCUAGAAGGUAUGGCAAAAAGCACCAUCUUUUCAUCCAUGGAUCUGAUGGAUGGAUUCUGUCAGAUCCUCACGCGUGAACGGGACAUCCCGUACACAGCAGUGAGCACCCCCGGUGGUAUGCUCUGGGAGUGGGUAUUGAUGCCACAGGGGCUAAGUAACGCCCCUGCAACGUUCAACAGAUGUGUUACAAAUAUGUUGCGAUCGGUGCGCGAUUUCGCACCGAGUUACUUCGACGAUGUCUUCGUCCAUAGCCGGGCUAUGGAUGGAAAGACGGACGUGGAGGUUCAUAGAAUUCACGUCCGCAAGGUUCUUACUUCAAUGCGAGAGCAUAAGUUUUUCGCAAACCUCAAGAAGUGUAUAUUCGCAGCGAACGAAAUACCACUUCUUGGGUGCAUCGUGGGUAAAAACGGUGUACGCCCUGAUCCGGAAAAGAUCAAGACGAUUAGCGACUGGCCUGUGCCAGCCGAAGUCAAGGGACUUUGA
Peronospora matthiolae is the source of this 705-nucleotide messenger RNA. NCBI's taxonomy places the organism in Eukaryota, Oomycota, Peronosporomycetes, Peronosporales, Peronosporaceae. The record is from the annotation of a GenBank genome assembly.